AUGAACAACUACUACCCAUACGGGUACUCACCGUACCCAGGGCAGCCUCCCAAUCAACCCUACGGCUUCCCGACCGCACCGCCGUUUCCCACGCAGACUUAUCCUCCGCCCGCGAACCACGGGUUUGAUGCCUACCCUCAACCUCACGAUCCGUACGAAGCCAGCCAGAACAUAAUUCCUGGCCUAGGCUUUGCUCCUCCGGCUCAGGCAUUCGGCUGGCAGCAACCCAUGCAGACGCCACAAGUACCGCACCCAUCGCAGGCACAUCAGACGUCCGCGAUCGCGCCCGCACCCGUACCCGCACCAGCACCAUUGCCUCAGCAGCAUUUGCCUUCUCGAGAAGAGCCCAAGCUGAUCCCCGCUUCUCAAUACUAUCAGCCCGCAGACACUUCUCUGAAGGCAUCUAUGUCUCGAACUUCCGCACCAUCUGGUGGGGUCCGUCCGCCCGCGGCUAAGAAAAUAGCGAAGGGCACAGAGGACGCCGAGGAGGGCGAGCUCAGCGAGGGUGAAUUUGACGAUUUGUACGAACCAGCAGAGACCAUCAUGGGCACCGCUCCUUCCCACACAAUUGGCAAAGCUCCCUCGAAUGCGACAGUCAACCACGGUCGUAACGCCGCCGCAUCGGUCUGGCACAGUGGUCCGAGUGAGCAUAGGCGGGCGGCAAGCCCUGAAGCUCUGGACGCAACUGGGCGGGAACGAUCGGGCUCCUACUCUCCCCACCUGUCACCUCACGAAAUGGCCCCCGCUGUUGUCGACAAUCGCCAACCCAAUACCAACGGCCUGUCAAGACAGUCCGCUGCGCCUAGUAUGGCCGCGACAAGUCACACCGCCGUUGAAGAUGCUAGGAAGAAGGCCCAUGCUGCUAUCCUUCACCUCUUUCCAUUGGGCGUCCGCUUCCAACAAUUUGUGGACGCAGGCAUCGAUGAGACGGUUCUCAAGAACCUCUUCACGGAGCUUGGUCUGGAUAUCAGCAGUCCGCCCCUACCAGCUAUUCCAGGCACGUCUGUUCCUCAGGCGUCGGGAGGGUCACACUCUCCAGCGCAAGCAGCCUUGAAGCCUUCCGGUACCCAAACCCCUGCGGCAUCAAAUCAACCAGUAUCCGCCGCCAAGUCAGCCGGCGAAGAGAGAAAGGACCGGAUAGCUCGUCUAUUGGCUGCGAAAAACGCAAAGGCUGCCCCUACUCACACGUCGGCUGAUGGUCCUCAAGUUGAUCCAAAGACGAAAAGCGACAAGGAAGUCCUUCAGCAGCAAAAGAUGGAAGCCUUGCAGAAAUCUCGCGAUGCACGUGCUCAUAAGGCGGCUGUUCGCAAAGAUUCAUUGCAGGCUCCUUCCGAAGGGACAUCGCCAUCUACCACACGACCUCCUGCUGCCAAAGUUGCACCUGCUGCUGAGGCACUUCCGACAAACUUACCCCAACAGCCCGAGCCAGCAUCCGCAUCAACGUCAGCUAUUCCAGGUCUAUUCAUGUCCGCAGCUCAACCCGCAGCCCGAAACCAACGAAAGCGACCCGUAGCUGCUAACUUCAUCACGGAUACACAAUCACAUAAGCGUCCUUUCGGUUACCACCGCCAAGAAAUGCCAUUUGUCAUCGAUGUCAGUGACGCAUCGGAUGACGAGGAUGUCGAGAUGGAGAUAGGAUCUCCCACGGACGAAUCUACAGGCAUUCAGCAGGCCACCCCGUCGAACAACACGGCAUCAUUCCGCGAAUUCCCUCCUCUGACGGACGGUCGCCCCCAACUUAGCCCAGGCCCUAGCAACGUCGCUACUCCUCAGUCAGGAAUCAUUGCUGCCCCGCCAAAGCAAGGACAUCUCGAAGUUAUGGACAAACAGAUUGAGGCGAUGAAGCGGAAGAUUGCACUGGCCGAAGCCAAAAGGAGGCUGAAGGCUUCUAUGAACGGGCAGGCGUCUGGUCCCAAGUCUAAUGGGCAAACGCCAGAGGCUGCUGCCGAGUCGGAUGUGGGCAAACCAAACAUGAGACGGGUCCAGUCCAUGGGCGCGUCCGGUGCAUCUGAUCAGCCCAGCGGCGAUUCUUCGCCAGUGGUCGCCGAAGCGAGCAGCUCGAUGCGCCUGCCCAAACCGUCGGAGAACAAAAUCCAGAAUGCUUCCAUCAGGGCUGAAAAGCGCCGCGCAGUUAGUACCAGCCUGCCUCUCGUCGAAAGCAGGCUGCAGGCGAAGAAGAGCAAAUUGCGUCUGCUGCAAUCCCAGAUGACGCGCUUGCAAAAGGAGAUAGAGGAGGAUGACGCGGAGAGAGAGAAGUUGGCCCGAGAGAUGGAACAGAUGGAACAAGAUUCCGAUGAGGCAACAGAGCCCCAAAGUCAGCUGAAAAGCAACUCCGUGGACCCUGUUGUCACCGAAGUGCCGACCAGAGCCCAUUCUGAAGUCCAGACUUCGCAGCCUGCUGCUGAGACCACAAUGCCCCCUUCAACUUCCUACAAUGAAACCGCGGCUUCAAACUCCUCUAUCACGGCUAUCCCGAUGCCUCAACCUCCCGUCGCUCAGCGCGACGGAGCCCCUGCCAUCGGAUUCGGAGACGCCGACAACGCAGCUGUUGGCCUGGUCACAACAGAUCCUGCUGGAAUUCCCGAUGCUGCAGAUGAGGCAGUAGCCGCGCUUCCCAAUGCUUCUGCGGGCCUAGUGGCCAGCGUGAAUGAAGUUGAGGAUUCGCGGCCUGCUACCAGUUCGAGUGAUAGUCCCUCUGAUGUUGUUAUGGGCGGAUCUGAGAGUUCGAAUUCCCAGGACGAAGAGCAAUCCCAAGAAGCCCAAGAAGAGCCGUAUCAAGUAGAGGAGUCAGAGUCCUCAGACGCCUACGAGCCGCCUGAAGCCUUUGCCCCCUCAGAUCCUGCCAAGUCUCCAUCCAUCAGUCCGGUGCCCGCAGGCAGUACUGUCUCGCUGGCUAAUAGUGAUGCUGACCCGCAGGAGUUGAAUUCAAGAGCCUCACCGAUUCCUGAACAGAUUUCACUGGGAGUAAACGAGUCAACACCCGAACAGGGAGUUGAUGCUGUUCCUCAACCCGCGGAAAACACUGAUGAGACGGCAACCAACAUCCAAUACACCCCCUACGAAAGUCCGCUGCAGUAUUUCCGUGCUUAUCGAUACCAUCCCAAGUUUGCUGAAACCGUCGCCGGAGGAUUACGAUCCCUCACCUUUAGCAAUAAGAUCGACCCAAAGCUUCCUAUUUGCCCCGACCAGCUGGCAAAUCGGGACUGCCCCAGAGGUGCUGACUGUAUCUACCAGCACUUCGAGACCAUGCAGCUGCCGGACGACCAAAUACUCCUCCAGCUUGGCGGCAGCCAAAUUGAUGGACCUCAGAAGGCGCAGUACAACGAUGGGCUGCGUAAACUCCUCCAGGAGAUGAGAUCACAAAACAUCAAGGACUUUCCUAGCAUUGCACAGGGCAUCGUCGACUACCACAACCGGUUUACCGGUGAUCCAUCGAAGAUCUUGCCAUUGGGCAAUAUCUCGAUAUAG
Messenger RNA from Colletotrichum karsti, 3468 nucleotides. RefSeq lists its product as uncharacterized. The transcript has 5 exons. NCBI's taxonomy places the organism in Eukaryota, Fungi, Ascomycota, Sordariomycetes, Glomerellales, Glomerellaceae. Gene Ontology annotation, cellular component: exosome (RNase complex); nucleus. The record is from RefSeq and is a predicted model, not a curated record. Gene Ontology annotation, molecular function: metal ion binding. The coding region runs from base 1 to 3468 and encodes 1155 amino acids.